AAAGCGUCGGCGGCAUCAUAUACUUUACAGUGACGUCAGCUCGGAGGGAGACGACGGUGCGAUAUACAUAUUGCGAUAUACAUAUUGCGUGAUACUUUUAUCCGCUAUUCUGGGUGCUUUCGUCAAAAAUUGAAGAGUGUGUCUGACAGCGAUAACAGUGCAUUGUCUCGCGUCGGACAGUAACAAUUUUGAUAAGAUUUCCACUUGCCUGACUGCUGUACAUGUCUAUUUUUGUACCUGUCAAACUUUUGUAAAGCUUUUACAUCAGUUAUACUAACAAGUCGGCAGCAUCGCCUCUACCAUCCAAGCUAAAAUGGAACCACCAGCUAUGGCAGCACCAGUGCUAGCAGUGAGCAACAAGGCAGUGAAGAAUCGCCGCCGCAAGAUGGAGGACCGUUCGGUUAUGGUGCACGACCUCAGCACCGUCACCAAUCGUCAGUUCGCCGACCGGUUCGGCUUCUAUGGCGUGUUCGACGGCCACAUCGGCUCGGAGGCCGCCUCCUUUUGCGUGGAACACAUGCCACGCCUGCUGGCCGAGUCGGCCCAGUUCCCGGACAAGCCGCACCUCGCGCUCUUCGACGCCUUCGCCGCCACCGACCAGCAGUUCGUCAAGACGGGUAGUAACGCGGGUGCGGCGGCGAUCGUGGCGCUCAUCUCUAGCUCUCACCUGUACCUGGGCUGGAUUGGCGACUGUCAGGCGGUGCUCAGUCGGAACGGCGCCUCGGUCCGUGUCGUCAACCCGCACAAGCCGGAGCGACCGGACGAGCGGGCGCGGAUAGAAGAGCAGGGCGGCGUCGUGUGCCUGUACGGCACGUACCGCGUCAACGGCGUGCUCUCCGUGUCGCGUGCCAUCGGUGACGCCGAGUUCCGGCCCCAUGUGAGCGACCGUCCGGACGUGACUACCGUGCAGCUGGACGGCACCGAGGAUUUCGUCCUGCUGGCCUGCGACGGCUUCUUCGACGUGGUCAGCAGCGAUGAGUGUGUCCGCAUGGUCUGUAAAGACAUGGAGGAGCACCCAGACGACUUUGCCGGUCUGGCCGGCCGGCUGGUGUUGGCGGCCGUCGAGCUCAACUCCUCUGACAACGUAUCGGUGGUGGUGGUGCGGCUGCGGCGCGCGGCCGACGCGCCCGACGGCGCCGCCGCGCCCGGCGCCGUCACCAGCACCGACCGCACGGUGUGCGGCGGCCCGGCGCCGCCGCAGCCGCCCGACGACAGUCUGGGCGCCGACGUGUCGCGCUACGACUUCGACAGCCCGUGCCUGGGCCAGGUGACGCCGGACGCGUUCAACGUGUCGGCCAGCGCCGGGCCACCGCCCGAGCCGGCCGACGAGCAGUUCGACAUCCAGCGCGAGGUGACGCGGAUGCUGACGGGCGCCAUGCGACCGGCCGGACCCGGCCUGCAGCGCGCCGACACGCCCUCGCCCACCGCGCAGACGCUGUACAGCGUGCUUUCGGAGAUCGACGGUCUGCCCGAGGCCGACAGUGACGUGGUCGAGGACGAGGACUCGAGCAGCGAGGACGACCUCCAGUGGAGCUACGUCGACACCAAGCGCGAGGUGCCGCGCGUCAAGCAGAAGUCGGUGGUGUCGGCCGAGCAGGCGGACGUGGCUGAGAUGAGCAGCCAGAACCCGUUCGCCGAGCUGGGCGGCGCAGCGGCGAACGGCGGCGCCGAUCCCGGCUCGCCACUGAACCCGGCCGCAGCCGAGUUCACGCCCUCAUGCCGCGACAUGCUGAACCCGGCCGCCGCCGAGUUCGUGCCCGGCCAGGGCGUGCCGGCGCCGCCGCCCGGCCAGGCGCCUACGGCCGACUUAUUCGCGCAGCUCAGCGACGGGAUGUCGGCGUUGGCCCAGCAGGUGCGGGACGGCGUGGUGGCGGCGGCGGAGACGGAGGCGGAGGCGGGGGCGGAGGCGAAAGCGAGGGAGGUGACCGCGGCGGAGGCAGCGGAGGCGGAGCCGGCUGAGGGUGCUAAGCAGGAGGCCGGCCAAGGAGGUGAUCUGUUCUCCCAGCUGACGGAGGGAAUAUCGUCCUUCGCGCAGCAGAUGCAGGACGGCGCUGGGACGACGGCGGAGCCGGCCGAUGGGACCAAGGAGGCGUCGGGCCAAGGAAGUGACCUGUUCUCCCAGUUGACACAGGGAAUAUCGUCGUUUGCGCAGCAGGUUCAGGAGAACACGGCUGAUUCGGCCGACCCAUCGGCGCCAGUGUCGGACUCCUCGAAGACGGCUGAAGAAGGCCAGGGAAAUGAUCUGUUUUCCCAAUUGGCGCAGGGAAUAUCGUCGUUUGCGCAGCAGGUUCAGGAGAAUGCGGCUGAUUCGGCCGACCCAUCCGCCGCACCACCAUCAGACCCCUCCAAGAAGGCUGAAGAAGGCCAAGGGAAUGAUUUGCUCUCCCAGUUCACGCAGGGAAUAUCAUCGUUUGCGCAGCAGAUUCAAGAGAACGCGGCUGAUUCGGCCGACCCAUCUACGGCACCAUCAGCGGACCCCUCGAAGACGGCUGAAGAAGGCCAAGGGAAUGAUUUGCUCUCCCAGUUCACGCAGGGAAUAUCAUCGUUUGCGCAGCAGAUUCAAGAGAACGCGGCUGAUUCGGCCGACCCAUCUACGGCACCAUCUUCGGACCCUUCGAAAACGGCUGAAGAAGGCCAAGGGAAUGAUUUGCUCUCCCAGUUCACGCAGGGGAUAUCAUCGUUUGCGCAGCAGAUUCAAGAGAACGCGGCUGAUUCGGCCGACCCAUCUACGACACCAUCCGCGGACCCCUCGAAGGCGGCUGAAGAAGGCCAAGGGAAUGAUUUGCUCUCCCAGUUCACGCAGGGAAUAUCGUCGUUUGCGCAGCAGAUUCAAGAGGGCGUGGCUGCUUCGACGGAGCCCAACGAUCCCGCCGCCGCCGCCGACGCCACAGCUUCGGAGCCUGCGCAGCAGGGGAACGAAGCCCAGGGCAACGACCUGCUCUCGCAGCUGAGCGACGGCGUGUCGUCAUUCGCCCGACAGUUCCAGGAGAACAUUGCGCCGGCGCCGUCGCCCGCCACGGGCGCCUCCACCACGCCGUCGGCCGACCCGGCGGCGGCGCCCCAGGGCUCGGACCUGUUCGCCCAGCUCAGCGAGGGGGUGUCGGCGAUCGCCCACCAGAUCGAGGAGAGCAUCAACGCGGCGCCCGGCGAGACCGAUGCGCCGGCCGCCGAGCCAGAGGCCGAGUCCACGGCCGGGCCUGGAGCCCAGGACGGAGCGACCGACAACGUCCAGGCCGCCAUAGACAGCACGACGGAUGCGCUGUUUUCGGCGUUCAGCGCUGCCGUCGAGAACUACGGCGCCGUGACGACGGCGGCGGCCGAAGACGCGGGCGACACGGCGGCGGCCGGCGCCGAGCAAGCGGAGCGGGCGGCCGCAGCCGCCGCUGACGCACCGCCGACGCGGCGGAGAAGCUGGAGGACGGCGGCUGAGGCGGGCGAGGCGGCCGACGCGCUGGCGGACGAGCUGGAGGCGACGCUGCAGACGGCCGCUGCGAAGACGGAGGAGACGGCGGAUGCGGCGGCAGGUCAGCUGGAGUCGUUUCUGCAGGCUUCGGCCGUGGGGGCGGAACAGGCGGCGGAGGCGGUAGUGGAGAAGGCGGAGGACUCAGCCGAGCAGGCCACCUCCCUGUUAGAGGCGGCGGCGACGGCGGCCGGCGCCUCCCUAGCCACUGCCGCCGCCGCCGGCUCGGCCGCCGCGGCAGCUGCUGGCAAGCGCCUGGCGCCGGGCGAGAGCAAAGCCAAGCCGGCGGCCUCGGCGACGGCCAAAGCCAAGUCUGCGGCGGCGAAGGCCAAACCCGCUCCGACUACGACCACGAAGCCGAAGCUGGCACCUACCGCGACGUCGAAGACCGCCAGCAAGGUCGGGGCGGCGGCGAAGACCUCGCCGACGAAGCCAGCCACCACGGCGACGAGGGCCCCGACGGCGGCGAAGGCAGCGCCCAGGACGACCGGCGCGUCAGCAGCCCGGGUUGGCGCCGCCGCUGCGAAAGCGACUCCAACUACGCCGCGGACGGCCGCGGCUACGGCCAAGACCACGCCCAGAACGGGAGCGACGGCCGCCGCGACCGCUGCCAGGAAGUCGCCGGCAUCGCCGACCAAGCCGGACGUCAAGCCAGCCCGGCCCGGUGGGCUGAGCAGCCGGCCGGCGGGCGCGGCCACCGCCCGGCCCGCGCCAGCCUCCUCCCGCUCCACGACUGCCGCAGCCACCGCGCGACCGGGAACCGCCACCGCCCGGUCGACGGCUGCUGCCCCGCGGCCGACAGCCGCCGGCACACGGGCGACUACCACCGCCCGGUCGGCAACCACCGCCGCGCGGCCAGCCACAGCCACCGCGCGUGCAACGACCGCCACAACUAAGCCGGCGGCCAGGCCCGCCACGGCUUCGACGGCCUCCUCGCGCGCCGCCUCGUCCCGCCCGUCAGCGGCGGCGGCGACCGCUGCGAAACCGGCCGCCGCCCGCACCACCACCGCCGCCGCCCGCCCGGGAGCGGCCGGCACGCGGGCCCCGGCGACGAACGGCAGCGCUCCGCGCCGGCCUGCCGUCUCCAAGGUGGCGAAGGAGUCGGCCAAUACUAAGAUAUCGGCCUCUGCGGCGGCCCGCACCGCCGCCAAGACGACUAAAGCUGCCGCGGGUCCAUUGAAGAAAGUUGGGCCGUCUACUGGUCCGAAGACCGCCACAGGCCGCGUCUCCAUGGGCACGGGCCGCACCAAGACGGGCCCGAUUUCAACCAAGACUGCCAGCAAAGCCCCUGCCGAAAAGGAAGGGGCGACCCCGACGGUUGCGCCGCCUGAGCCGUGCGGCGAGACGGAAAAGCUCGAGUGCGAGGAGCGUCAGCCUGAGGUCGCUGACAAGGUGACGCCCGAGCCGAACGGCGCCCCGGCGCAGAACGGCGCGCAGGAGAACGGCGCCCACCACGAAAUGCACGCGAACGAGCAUCAGCCGGCGGAGGUGGAGUUAAUCUGAGAGCGUGUGGAGCGACCUACCGUCGCGCUGUCGCCUGCGCGGGCGUGAGGAGGCGCCGGACCGGGGCCGCAGUGCCGGCGUCCGUAACGGCCGCGGGCACCGGCACACGCUUGUGAUACGCGCCUGCAUCGAACGGCCGGGCCAUCGGCGGCGGCGGCGCGGCGCGGCGCGGCGCGGCCGGGCGGGAGACGCUAUGUCCUCUGGCGACGGGCCCGGCGCCGGAGGCCGCGCCGCGCUGGGGGAACCGCCGUCGCUGGGUAGGAGCGGGUGGGAGCGCAGCUUGGGCGGCGCCGCUGGGGCGUUGUUGUAGCCGUUCUUGGUGGCCCGUGUUGUGCAGAGUAUUUUAGCCCGGCGGUGCGGCCGGCGCCCGUGGCGGGGGUCACCGCCCGGCCGGCCCGCCGCCGCGGGCCGGGCUGCGGGCACGCUGGGGCCUGCUUGGGGCGCGGCGCGCGAGGGAAUCACUGAUCAGCUGCCGCCGCGUGUUGGUCCGUCCCACUGCGUGGUGUUUCUAAGUCUGUCGGCCUGUAAGCGCAUCUAUCAUCCCUGUCUUUGGCCUUCUCCGUCCGCUUGUACCCACUUCUCUUUCCAUCUGUCCACUGUGGGCUGACCACCUCCUGUCCACUCCACUUUACUCCGUCCACCUGCCCGGUCCACUCGCUCCUUCCGUCCGCGGCCACGAGGCGCGUGUUUUGCUUUGAGUGUGCAAAGCACACGAGGCGCGUGCUUUGCCUCUCCGUUGGCUUGCCGAUGGUGACGCGGACGGUGUGCGCUCUGCUGCCCUCCCUCGGCACUGCUCGCCUGUCUUCCGCCUGUCCAAUGUUCACCGUCCGCACAGAAGGCUGCUCGCGUUGCGCUGUAUUUGUCUGCCCGAUCAUGUUAUGUGUUUUACUACUAUUAUUACCGCAAAGCACAAUAAAUUCCUAGUUUUCUU
Messenger RNA from Pollicipes pollicipes, 5894 nucleotides. Its product is annotated as mucin-19. Gene Ontology annotation, molecular function: protein serine/threonine phosphatase activity. The transcript has 12 exons. The record is from RefSeq and is a predicted model, not a curated record. Gene Ontology annotation, biological process: protein dephosphorylation. The coding region runs from base 314 to 4963 and encodes 1549 amino acids. NCBI's taxonomy places the organism in Eukaryota, Metazoa, Arthropoda, Thecostraca, Pollicipedomorpha, Pollicipedidae.